AACACAGAACAAUUGCGAGUCAUUCUUCUUCUCUCAUUCUCUCUCCUGGCUGCUCAUCCCACGAACACACUCCAUUGAUAGCGCAGAAAAUGCCCGGUCUUCAGGCGCCAUCAGAUUACUCCAAUGAACCACCUCGUCAUCCUUCUCUUAAAAUUAAUUCCAAGGAGCCUUUCAACGCUGAACCACACCGAUCAGGUCUCAUAUCAGCCUAUGUGACUCCAGUGGAUUUAUUCUACAAAAGGAACCAUGGACCGAUACCUGUUGUCUAUGACAUUGAAAGAUAUCAUCUUUCUGUUACGGGCUUGAUCAACAUCCAAAGGGAGUUCUCAAUGAGAGACAUCAGGGACCUGCCCAAGUAUACUGUAACAGCUACAUUGCAGUGUGCAGGAAAUCGCAGGACAGCUAUGAGCAAAACAAGAAAAGUGAGAGGAGUUGGCUGGGGCAUUGCUGCCUUAGGAAAUGCUGUGUGGGGUGGAGCUAAAUUAGCAGAUGUGCUUGAACUGGUUGGUGUUUCUAAGCUAGCUAGUACCACAUCAAGAGGGGGAAAGCAUGUUGAAUUUGUCAGUGUUGACAGGUGCAAGGAGGAGAAUGGAGGUCCUUAUAAGGCAUCAAUUCCAUUGAGCCAGGCAACUAACCCUGAAUUUGAUGUAUUACUUGCCUAUGAAAUGAAUGGAGAGACCCUUAACAGGGAUCAUGGUUAUCCAUUACGUGUAGUUGUCCCGGGUGUAAUUGGUGCUCGUUCGGUUAAAUGGUUGGAUUCUAUCAAUGUGAUUGCUGAAGAAUCUCAGGGUUUCUUCACGCAAAAGGAUUAUAAAAUGUUCCCUCCUACAGUUAAUUGGGAAAAUAUUAACUGGUCGACGAGAAGGCCUCAAAUGGAUUUUCCAGUUCAGAGCGCCAUCUGUUCCUUAGAAGACUCAAAUGUUCUGAAAGACGGCAAGGUAACAGUCAAGGGAUAUGCAGUAUCUGGUGGAGGUCGUGGGAUUGAGAGAGUAGAUAUAUCCGUUGAUGGAGGGAAAACAUGGAUAGAAGCUUCUAGAUACCAGAAACCAGGCGUUCCAUAUGUUGCAGAUGGUAUCAACAGUGACAAGUGGGCGUGGGUGCUCUUUGAGGCUCAAGUUGAGGUGCAGCAUAGUGCUGAGAUUGUUGCAAAAGCGGUGGAUAUAGCUGCAAACGUGCAGCCGGAAAAUGUAGAAACUAUCUGGAAUCUGAGAGGAAUCCUGAACACAUCAUGGCAUAGGGUUGAUGUUAGAGUUGGUCACUCAAGUAUGUAAGAUCACAAAUUCUGCCAUCAUCGUGUUUUGGGUUAACAAUUUUUUUUUACUGUAUGUGGCAAGUCUGGUAACUCAACACGAUAGAAAAUUUCGCACAGGAGAUUUGUGAGUCAGUGAAUAACCUGUAAGCUAUUAUAUGUAAUGCUGCUAAAUGUUAUUUUUAUUUUCAUGGUUUAUGUAUGUAAUUUUACAUAUUGUGAAAAUAAGCAUAGGGCGGUGGGAUGCAUGGUUAUUUGUUGUAUUCUGCAAUUCAAUAAUACUGAUAUGGAUAUAAAGACAAUUUCUUCAAGGCUGUUAAAGCUUUUUAUGUACAAA
Molecule: messenger RNA, 1586 nt
Organism: Spinacia oleracea (spinach)
Lineage: Eukaryota; Viridiplantae; Streptophyta; Magnoliopsida; Caryophyllales; Amaranthaceae
Product: sulfite oxidase
Exons: 12
Coding region: 90-1271 (393 amino acids)
Biological process (GO): sulfur compound metabolic process
Cellular component (GO): mitochondrion
Molecular function (GO): molybdenum ion binding; sulfite oxidase activity; heme binding
Source: RefSeq, a predicted model, not a curated record